Puntigrus tetrazona (Sumatra barb) is the source of this 3247-nucleotide messenger RNA. It is a transcript of the gene sema4ab, whose product is annotated as sema domain, immunoglobulin domain (Ig), transmembrane domain (TM) and short cytoplasmic domain, (semaphorin) 4Ab. The record is from RefSeq and is a predicted model, not a curated record. Gene Ontology annotation, molecular function: chemorepellent activity; semaphorin receptor binding. Lineage: Eukaryota; Metazoa; Chordata; Actinopteri; Cypriniformes; Cyprinidae. Gene Ontology annotation, biological process: negative regulation of axon extension involved in axon guidance; negative chemotaxis; semaphorin-plexin signaling pathway.
UGCGUUUACUUUAUCAACAAUAGAUAGAGAGAGAGACGCGCGUUCACACGAGGACGGGACGCGUUUGAACGAAAGAGCGAGCUGUGUCUCCAAACACGGACCCUGCUUCGGAUUCACCCGCGCUUCUCGCGCUACCGCCAGUCUGUACUUCAGAAACGGGACUGUAAUAACAACACCGGGGCGCAGCACAACAGAUCCCGGAGAAGCGCGCUUUUGAUAUGAGAUGACGACAGACUGCUCUGGUUUGAAGUGGUGUCCCUGUGGGCUACUCGGCGCUGGACGGACGGCAGCGGAACCCGACAGUGACAGAUAGAGCGGUCUUUGUCUCCAGCUCACCUGUGGUGCUCCUGGAUGUUCAUCAGGAUGGUGCAUUCAGCGUCUCUCUGUGCCUGUCUGUCUCUUCUGACUGUGCUCAGCUGUCACUCUCAUGUCCUCCCCCGGCUCUCUUUUCCUAUGGGUGACCCAGGUCGUUCCCUCAGUAUCUUCACAAACCCUGACGUUUACAACACCACCACGCUGUUGCUUAGCAAUGACGAGGCCACGUUAUUCGUCGGAGCACGCGAUGCCGUUCUCGCAAUCGACGUCGGUCAGAGUGAUGCGAUGACCUUGAAGGAGAAGUUGGACUGGUCUCCGUGAAAAGAUCUUACUGACUGUGCUAUGAAAGGCAAAAUGAAGAUGGACUGUCAUAACUUCGUGAGGGUUUUACAAGUGCUGAACUCCACUCAUAUGUUCUCCUGUGGAACCUUUGCCUUCAGCCCGCGCUGCAUCUACAUCAAUUCAGAGACAUUUUCCAUGGCUACAGGCCCCAGCGGUAAGCCAGAAGAAGGUAGAGGCCGGUGUCCUUAUGACCCGUACCAGAAAAACACUGCCAUUACUGUGGAUGGAGAACUGUACACAGGAACAGUGGCAGACUACAGGGGAACUCGGCCCGUCAUUUCACGACACUUGAGCGAGGGCAGCCGUGUUGAUCUGAAACUGGAUGAUACAUUUGGCUUGUUAGAAGAUCCUACAUUCAUCAGCUCCACGUACGUUCCCAAUGAGGAGAAGGUUUAUUUCUUCUUCAGUGAAAUUGGAAAAGAAUAUGACUUCAUUGACAAGUUUACAGUGUCUCGCGUCGCCCAAGUUUGCACCAGCGAUGUGGGAGGCCAGCGUACUCUGCAGAAACGCUGGACCACCUUUGCCAAGGCUCAGCUACUGUGUCAAGCUGAACAAGAGCUGCCAUACAACAUCCUGCAGGACAUCGUCAGCCUUACGCCAGCGGAGGGCGCAUCGGAGGACCAAACUCUGUUCUACGGGAUUUUCACUUCUCAGUGGCAAGUGAACUUGGGUCGCUCAGCCGUGUGCGCUUUCAGCCUCAAAGACAUUAAAAAGGUGUUCGCAGGCCAUUACAAGGUUCUGAAUCGGGACACUCUGAAAUGGAGCACACGGGUACAGGAGCAAAUAGCAAACCCUGGAGAGUGUGGCCUCCAUAACGCAUCGGACAACGCUCUGCGCUUUGUUAAGGACAACUUCCUGGCUGAUAAAAGCGUUCGACCGGUCAAUCAGGGCCUGACACUGGUGUCACCUGAUAAGAGCUACAGCAACCUCGCCGUUCAGAGAGUCCGUGGGUCGGGCGGAAGAGAUUACACCGUGCUUUACCUCCUCACGGAGUCGGGCUACCUCCACAAAGCUGUGCUCUUAAGGAACGGAGCUCACAUCAUUGAGGAGAUCCAAGUGUUUGAUCGACCUCAGACAGUCAAAAGCCUGCUGCUGUCGGUCUCAAAGGGUGCGGUGCUCAUAGGCUCUUCAGAAGGAGUCGUUUCAGUGCCCGUGUCCAACUGUUCGUACUACUUGAGCUGCGCUGAGUGUGUUUUAGCCAGAGACCCCUUCUGCGGCUGGGACCCCGUGAUGAAGCUCUGCACAGACACGCACACUCACGACCGUCUUGUCCAGGAUGUAGAUGAGGGAAAUGCAUCGGCGCAGUGUACGUAUGUGACCCCCAGGUCACGCUCCGGUCAGUCCCGAACCCCCUCGAGUGAAGUGGUGCCCGUGUCUCUGAACGAAGUAGUGCGCCUGCAGUGUCCCGAAGCGUCAAACCUCGCCAGACGCCACUGGGAGCGCCUCAACAGCCAGCUCUCGCCCAAAAUCUACAUCCAGUCGGACGACGGCGGCGGCCUGAGCUUCGUGGCGACCCCGUCCACCCUGGGACACUACCUGUGCCAGGCCGUGGAGAACGGCUACAGCCAAACGCUGGCGGUCUACCACGUCAAGCAGAAGAGCAGCCCCAUCGUCCUCCCCUCCAGCCCCAGCCGCCCAAACAGCACCCCGUCCACCAAAGCGGGCGUCGAACCCCCCUCCACCACCCGGCUGAACACGCCUCCGCAGACAGAGCCGAGGCCCGAACCGGGUCCCACAGUCACGCUCAAAGAUCCCCCUCGCAAAAGCAGGAACUUCACCCGCUCGCCCGACGCGAAGGAAAACUCCCGAAUGACCGAGCCUGGGGAGAACCUCCAGCGGGCGGACAAGCCCGGCUACCUCCAGGAGCUGGUGGUGGUGUCCGUCCUGCUGGCUCUGUGCGUCAGCGCCUUGCUGACCAUCGCUUUUAACAGGUUCAGGCAUCUGUGUCGCAGCCGGACGGUCCCGCAGGCUCCUUCCUCUCGGAGGGACGCGGAGAAGGGCGCGAGCGGGACGCCUCAGGAGAGGGAGUCUCUCAGGGGACGUUCGCCUCGUCCGGACAAGCGCAGCGGACAGGCUCCCAACGGACAGUCCCACAACGGUCAGGCGCAUAACGGCAAGUCUCCCAUCACUCUGAGCAACAGCAUGCUGAACGGCUCCAACGGACACCUGCCCAACACGCCCAUCUGACGCUCGCCUUCUGAUUUCGCCGUAGACCUCUUUUCUGAGCCAAAUCGGGGGCGUCUGCCGUACUCGACCCCGUCGCCCGACCACUUCGCGGUCCGAGAGGAAAACAGACUGGCGCAUCGGACCUUUUUAACGAAGCUUUUUUUGAGCUUUGAGACUCAAAGGUCUUCGACUCUUGGUACUACAGUAGCGUACGUUCUUCAGUUCGUUCAUAUUUAUGCUGUAAUUUAUGUGACGGCUGUUCGUUUCAGUCUAAAGUGCAUCAGAUUUCACGCCUCUCUAAAAUCACACGCGAGUGAAAUACAUGCUUAGAUGGUCAGAUUUUCAUCGACCUGUUCGUUUUUAUUCAAUCGACGUUAGACGCCGUUCAGUCGACUCAGUUUAAAAUGUACUUUUUAAAUAAUUA